Molecule: messenger RNA, 1729 nt
Organism: Arabidopsis arenosa
Lineage: Eukaryota; Viridiplantae; Streptophyta; Magnoliopsida; Brassicales; Brassicaceae
Source: the annotation of a GenBank genome assembly
AACUGCGUUGUUUAAUACUUCGUCCGAUGCGAAAUUGUAUCUCAAAAUAAUCUUCAACUUUCCCGGAAAUUGGAUCUGGGAAGAAAAGGAUGAAUCUUUAUGUUGCUAAAGACAGAAGAGGGAUUCUCUCUGUGCUCUUCUUCGUCGUUUUGCUCUGCAACAACGUUUCGACUUCGUCUUCUUCAUCUGAAGUGAUCACAAUUAAGCCAAGACAUUUAUCUUUGCUAAAGAGUGCUUUGCAACGGUCAAGUGGAGAACAGUCUGAUCUAUGGAGGCCAUUGACUGAUCAAGGAUGGAGUCCUUGUAUUGAUUUGGGAAAUUCCCCUUCAUUACCGGAUAAAACUGCGGGAUAUGUUCAGGUAUUUCUUGAUGGGGGACUUAACCAGCAACGAAUGGGGAUAUGUGAUGCAGUUGCGGUUGCCAAGAUAUUAAACGCCACACUCGUGAUCCCGUAUCUUGAAGUGAAUCCUGUGUGGCAAGAUUCAAGUUCUUUUGUUGAUAUCUUCGAUGUUGAUCAUUUUAUUGAUGCGUUAAAAGAUGACAUAAGGGUAGUUAGAGAACUACCUGAUGAAUACUCUUGGAGUACAAGAGAGUAUUACGGUACAGCAGUCCGAGAAACCCGUGUGAAAACCGCACCUGUCCAUGCCUCUGCGAAUUGGUAUAUUGAGAACGUCUCACCAGUUCUACAAAGUUAUGGGAUUGCUGCUAUUUCUCCAUUCUCUCACCGUCUAUCGUUCGAUCACUUACCUGCUGAGAUUCAACGGCUAAGGUGCAAAGUGAAUUUCCAAGCUUUACGCUUUGUCCCUCACAUUACAUCACUCGGUGAUGCUCUUGUAAGCCGCCUUAGAAACCCAUCAUGGAGAAACAAUAAGGAACUGAAAAAUGUGGAUCAUUUAGGAGACAUGACCAACCCACACAAAAGACAAGAACCCGGGAAGUUUGCCGUACUUCAUCUUCGCUUCGACAAGGACAUGGCAGCGCAUUCGGCGUGUGAUUUCGGUGGAGGCAAAGCCGAGAAACUUGCUUUGGCGAAAUACAGACAAAUGAUUUGGCAAGGAAGAGUUUUGAAUUCUCAAUUCACAGAUGAAGAGUUAAGAAGUCAAGGACGGUGUCCUCUAACACCAGAAGAAAUGGGACUUCUUUUAGCUGCUUUCGGAUUCGACAACAAUACUCGUCUCUACCUCGCAUCCCACAAGGUAUAUGGAGGAGAAGCUAGAAUCUCAACAUUAAGACAAGUAUUCCCAAGAAUGGAAGACAAAAGAAGUCUUGCAUCUUCUGAAGAACGAGCUCGAAUCAAAGGCAAAGCUUCUUUAUUAGCCGCACUUGAUUACUACGUUAGUAUGCACAGUGACAUUUUCAUCUCUGCAUCACCUGGAAACAUGCACAACGCUCUUGUUGGUCAUCGAACAUUCGAGAAUCUUAAGACGAUCAGACCAAACAUGGCGUUAAUAGGACAGCUGUUCCUCAACAAAAGCAUCACUUGGGUAGAUUUUCAACAAGCGCUUGGUGAAGGACAUGUGAAUAGACAAGGACAGAUCCGGUUAAGGAAACCUAAACAGUCGAUAUAUACUUAUCCUGCUCCUGAUUGUAUGUGUCAUGUUUGAUUAGUUUAAAAGUCUUGAUCUUUAGAUAUUUCUUAUAAGAAUAAAAUAAAAACUCUGAUUCUUGAUGAGGCUAGUUUGGUGUUUGCCUUUGUGUUCUUGAGGCUUAAUAAAAAGAGUAUAGUUUG